AUGGCGACGUUGACGAAGAUCGGCGACCAACUGAAGGACCUUACCGAAGGCUGGUCCAAGUGGGACAUUGCUCUCUAUGUCGGGGCACCCCUAGCACUGGGAGUUGCAGGGUUCUGGUACUACAAGCGUGGUGCUGCUGGUUCCAAGAAGGUAGAAGAUGUGGGCGGAGAAGGGCUCGAGAAUAAACUUAAAGAUGUGAAAACGACUUCUGCUUCGAAGACCCAACAACAAACGCAGAAACAGCCUCAGAGUCGUCAAGAUCUGGCUCAGGCAGCCAAAAACAAGGGGAACAAAUUUUUUAAGGAAGGUAAAUAUGAGGAUGCAAUUAUCUGCUACACCGAGGCCAUUAAGACUUGCCCGCCAGACAUCAAGACAGACAUGUCCACAUUCUAUCAGAACCGGGCAGCAGCCUAUGAAAAUCAGAAAAACUAUAAGAAUGUGAUAGAAGACUGCACCGCAGCUCUGCAGCUCAACCCAAGGUAUUCCAAGGCUCUGGCCAGGCGGUCAAAAGCCUAUGAAGUGUUAGAAAAAUACAGAGAAGCUUUAGAGGACAUCACUAAAGCUUGUCUAAUAGAAGGCUUCCAGAACCAGUCAUAUCUGCAAGCUGCUGACAGAGUCUUGAAAACUUUAGGCAAAUCUAGAGCUGUAGCAGAGUAUAAGAACAAGAAGCCCAUUCAGCCAUCAAAGUUCUAUGUGGAGAAUUACUUGGCUGGCUUUGUCAAUGACCCUGUGGCCUGCAAGUUCAAAAGUGAUGACCUGAAGGAGUUGGGGGUUAAGAUGAAACAAGAGGCUGAUCUUAUUGGAGAUAACGGGGCUGUUUUAUUGGAGAAACCCAGUGCAUUUGAGCAGGCUAAAAACUGUCUACUGACUCAGGACUAUGAGCAGAUCCUUGACCUGUGUGAGGAGGAGCUUGCCGAUGAAGCUGUUUCUAGCAGAGUUCCAGAGACCUUGUUGUUGCGUGGGACGAUGAGGCUGCUCCAGGGCAUGGGAGACCAGGCCCUCGAGGAUCUCAGCCGUGUGGCAGGCAUGGAAGGAGUGGAUAAAACUCUACAGGCAACAGCAUUGAUCCGUGAGGGUUGUCUACGAAUGCAGAAAGAGACCCAGGAGGAUUCUUUGUCAUCGUUUGUCAAGGCUGAAGCAUUGGAUCCAGAGAAUUCUGAUGUGUUCCAUCAUCAUGGGCAGCAACUGCUUCAACUGGAGAAACUUGAUGAAGCCAUCUCCAAGUUUGACCGCAGCAUCAAGCUGUCCCCAGACUUCCCAACAUCUUACGUACAGAAGUAUUAUGCAGUUCACAGGAAAGCCAUCAUGAAAGAGGACCUGAAACUUCUAACGGAGGCCAAGGCAGGCUUUGAACAGACCAUCACCAAGUUUCCUAACUGUAGUGAUGCCUUAAUACUAGCUGAUUGGGCAUUGUUUUUCUUGAUUGACUUAUUCUCUCUCUUGCAGGCAUUGAGUGACCAGGGCUUAUUUGAAGAAGCAGAGAAUUUUUUCAAGAAAGCUCAGGAUGUUCAACCAAGAAAUGCCAACAAUAUUGUUCAUAGAGGGUUGAUGUUGCUGCAGUGGAAGGGUAAUGUGGAGAAGACGCUGGAGCUGCUGGAGGAGGCCCUAAAGAUUGACCCCACUUGCCAGUAUGCGUACGAGAUCCGAGGAACCAUCGAAGUUCAGAGGGGUAACCUCUCUGAAGCUGUAAAUAACUUCAAGAAGGCCAUAGCUUUGUCCAACUCAGAAAGUGAGAUGGCACAUUUGUUUUCUCUCAUGGAAGCUGCAGAAGUGCAGGUGAAAGUAGCAAAAGAUUUGAACAUUCAGCUGCCAUCUGGCAUGAUGUGA
Molecule: messenger RNA, 1827 nt
Organism: Candidula unifasciata
Lineage: Eukaryota; Metazoa; Mollusca; Gastropoda; Stylommatophora; Geomitridae
Source: the annotation of a GenBank genome assembly